Molecule: messenger RNA, 2304 nt
Organism: Mytilinidion resinicola
Lineage: Eukaryota; Fungi; Ascomycota; Dothideomycetes; Mytilinidiales; Mytilinidiaceae
Exons: 6
Coding region: 1-2304 (767 amino acids)
Source: RefSeq, a predicted model, not a curated record
AUGCGUGACAUUUUUACUUCUGACUGCCCUAGCUACUGGGCUUUUCUACUUGACGAGGCUCUCACGGAGACCACUUGGGCUCAGAAGAGAUCCAAUACCAUAGAGGCUGCUGCAAUGGCGAUCCAGGGCUCUGAGGCAGCGAAUUGCUUUGAAGGCUUGGACAGAGUGCCUGUACGCCAGGUAGAAGCUGCCUCAGUGCAACAAUAUCGUUGCCUCGGCGGUCAUCUCAAUUGCCUGAAGCGACAGCGUCUCGCUCGAGGACUAGGUCUCUCUGAAGCGGAGUAUGAUGGCGAGGACUGGCGGCCACCGAGUCUAUGCCGCUGGAUUGGAGCCCUAUUGGUUCUAUUCCAGGUCUCCAUCAUCGCUGGCCUUGCCGCCAUCUACGCCACGUCUCAAGGAAAAGGCCUGUACGAGAGUGCAUUGGCCUAUAAGACCGAUAUCAAGCUUGGAAACUAUAGAUUUGGUUCUCUGGCACCGUCCAGUAUUGUCCCUACUUUGAUUGCCUUUUUUGUAAAAUUAUGGUGGCAAUUAAUCGAUGAUACUUUCAGGGGUCUGACGCCUUUUCUUGCUCUUCUGCAGCGGCCUCAAAAUCCUUCGGAUGCAGCCACUUUGUCCUAUGCAUCCACUCCUACUCUUUGGAUUACUGUCAGGGCUGCCAGAAAAAAACACUGGAUUUUGUUUUUGGUGACGUUCGACGCCUUUACCGCGGAGGCCUUUACCCCAUUGUUUCAAAGUUAUGCUGGCACCGCUUCGAGCAGUCGCACUUUAGCUUGGCCAGAUAUUACACCACAUCUCUUUGGAGGAGCGGGCUAUCAGAGCUCGUGGUUAUUUAGCGCUCUUUCUCAGUGCUCAUACAACAGCUCAUCUCCUGCGUUUAGCAAGAAUGGCUGGAGUUUUCCGAUAAUGGAUCUUAGGAACAUCACUGCGAGUGUGGCCACAAUUGGAGGUAUCAACUCCACCGACCAAAGACAAAUGCAGGGCCCCGCAUUGGACAUUACCUACAACACCAAAGCGUUAUCUGGUAGAAUGGAAUGCAGUCCCAUACCCGAUACCAAUCAGUGGAUGUCAACUCGAAACCUAACCGAUCCAGCGACAUGGGACGUCAGCUCCAAUCCCAAGGGUCUCGUUGUCGGGUACGAGCUUUCGAGCCUCAUUAGACUAAACUACUUUGUAUCCUACACCGGCCAGCCGACGACUUCGAAUUUCGCCGUUGGACAAUGGCUGCCAUUUGGAUACGGAACUGAAGAGGCAGACUUUUUGAGCACCAACUUCACUGUGCUUUGGAUGAAUGCUAGCCACCCGAGCUCGUAUCAUGACACCACCGAUGGGCCGACUCGCUUGAUUUUCGCAGAGAAACCUCAAAUAGCAGCGCUGAAUUUCAUGACGAUAUUGGAAGCCGCAAAUGCUAGUAAAACUGUUAGCGUCAGCGACGGCAGUGUCCAAGGGUACAAGCUGUUGGAUGAUCCGAGAAAUGCCACGGAAGCUUGGGCGGAAUUUGACACGCAAUAUGCCAAUGAAUCAGCUUACAGACAGCCAACGGGUUUGCCCCAGUAUAACAAUACCGUCCGAUGUCUACGCCUCUCUGGCCCUCGUCAAUUACGACCGUCAAUCUCUGAUGGACACUGGAGUUCUCGCCGACGUCUCCAAGAAGGUGUUUUCUUCAUUCUUUCAGUCAUUUAUAUCAUUACCCAAUGGCUACGACGGACACCGGGCAUACCAACCAAGUUACGGUCGCUCCGACGGAGAGAAUCACCAUCCGUCGAAAUAUUACAAUCCCAUCACAUACCCCGAAACAUCUUCGACCCCUACCGCGCUACUUCUUCGCAACAAACUUCCCGGCCAGUGCCAAGAAAUCCCCUAAUUGAGACAGGUACUGCGCGCUUAGCCCGUCGUGCGAGUGCAUCUAUUUCUAUUGGUGCUCCGGAAGCAUCGAAUAAUAUAUCAGCUACCCUCUCGAUCCGCACCGAGCUUCUAGUCAUAUCUCCGUUUUCCGUCUUCUUCAGCGUUAGCAUCCUUGCCAUGUUGGUCAUUUCAACGCUCAUAGUCUACCUCUGGAAUGGCUACUUCAAAAUGCUACCCCGAGACGUAGAUUCCCCAGCAAGCGUCUUCGGCUAUGUGUAUGCAAGCGAGAAGCUUCAAGAGUGGGCUAGACAACGAGAGGAGAGCCAAGGGUUGAAUCAUAGGCCAAAUUCCUGGCUUAAAUGGAAGAGGGCAAGGUCGGCUGGGCCAAGGACCUUGGAUAGUGAUCAUGAUGUUUCCUUGCACAUGGGGAAUUUCACCGGCAGGGAUGGUACGAAUCGAUAG